AUGUGGUUCAGAAAGCUACGUGAUCCCCGAGCCAAGGCACGAAUUAGUCUUCGAAUCAGGCGGUUGACACUGGGCAACCCCGGGGAUGUCCAACCAAUUGGUGGAGGCGUUUCGGAACUACGUAUCGACUACGGGCCAGGUUAUCGCGUGUAUUUUGUGCAACGGGAGCACGCUUCAGUAGUCCUUCUCAACGGUGGGGACAAGGGUACGCAAGAACGGGACAUUGUUAGAGCUCACGAGUUGGCACGAAGCCUUGGGUCCUGA
Geodia barretti is the source of this 264-nucleotide messenger RNA. NCBI's taxonomy places the organism in Eukaryota, Metazoa, Porifera, Demospongiae, Tetractinellida, Geodiidae. The record is from the annotation of a GenBank genome assembly.